This is a messenger RNA of Beta vulgaris subsp. vulgaris (sugar beet), 1794 nucleotides long. RefSeq names its product alpha-amylase. The transcript is spliced from 4 exons. Lineage: Eukaryota; Viridiplantae; Streptophyta; Magnoliopsida; Caryophyllales; Amaranthaceae. Gene Ontology annotation, biological process: carbohydrate metabolic process. The record is from RefSeq and is a predicted model, not a curated record. Bases 19 to 1317 code for a protein of 432 amino acids. Gene Ontology annotation, molecular function: calcium ion binding; alpha-amylase activity.
AAAAUUAGAGUGAAGAUAAUGAAGAGCUUGAAUAUUGUCAUCCUUUGCUGCCUCAAUCUCUCAUUCUCUAUUCUGUUUAAUUCUGUUGCUUCAACCUUAUUGUUUCAGGGAUUUAACUGGGAAUCAUGCAAUAAGCAAGGUGGAUUAUAUAACUCACUCUUGAACUCUAUAGAUGAUUUAGCUAGAGCAGGAAUUACCCACAUUUGGCUUCCGCCACCAUCUCACUCUGUUGCACCUCAAGGAUAUUUGCAUGGAAGAUUAUAUGAUCUUGAUGCAUCUACAUAUGGAAGUGAGACUCAGUUGAAGACCUUGAUCAAUGCCUUUCACAAGAAAGGAAUUAAAUGUGUUGCUGAUAUAGUGAUAAAUCACAGAUGCGCUGAUAAGAAAGACAAAAGAGGAAUAUAUAGUAUUUUUGAAGGUGGAACAACAGAUGAUCGCCUAGAUUGGGGACCUUGGGCUAUAUGCAGGGAUGACACUCAAUAUUCUGAUGGUAGUGGGAAUUUAGACACCGGAGCCGAUUAUGGUGCUGCUCCUGAUAUAGAUCAUCUUAAUCCAAGAGUACAAAAGGAGUUAGUAGAUUGGAUGAAAUGGCUUAAAUCAGAAAUUGGAUUUGAUGGGUGGAGAUUUGAUUUUGUUAAAGGAUAUGCUCCUAGCAUCAUGAAAAUUUACAUGGAAAAGACUACACCUGAUUUUGCAGUUGUAGAGCUUUGGGAUUCCAUCAAUUCUGACUCAGAUGGAAGACCAGACUAUGAUCAAGACGGGCAUAGAAAUAAACUAGCGCGAUGGGUAGAAGCUGCAGGUGGUGGUGGUGGUGCUAGUGCUAUUGCUGCAUUUGAUUUUACUACCAAAGGUGUUCUUCAAGCUGCUGUGCAAGGAGAAUGGUGGAGAAUGAAAGAUUCUGAAGGCAAGCCCACUGGAUUGAUAAGAAUUAUGCCAAAAAACGCUGUUACUUUCAUCGAUAAUCAUGACACUGGCUCUACACAACAACUCUGGCCAUUUCCAUCUGAUAAAGUCACGCAAGGAUAUGCUUAUAUCUUAACUCACCCGGGAAUUCCAUCAAUAUUUUAUGACCAUUUCUUUGAAUGGGGCAUUAAGGAAGAGAUCGCUAAACUGGCUUCGAUUAGGCUAAGAAACAUGAUUAAUGGAUCAAGUGGUGUGAACAUAAUGGCCUCUGAUGCAGAUUUAUACGUUGCAAUGAUUGAUGAAAAAGUUAUUGUUAAGAUUGGACCAAGAUACAAUGUCGGAAAUCUAAUUCCCUCAAAUUUUAAAAUUUCUACUUCAGGAAAGGAUUAUGCUGUUUGGGAAAAGCAAGGUUAAGACAUACUUAUGCACUAUGCAAAUUCAAUAUUUGCACCAUGUUUAAUAUUUAUGAUAAUUUGAAGGGGAAGGGGAUUAAUGAGUUAAUGGUCUAGAUUUACUUGUGUUUGGUUCACUAAUUUUAGGUAUGAGGUAUGGGUUUGGAAUGAACAAAACUCAUACCUAGUGUUUGUUUAACUUAUUUCUAAAUUUUAAACCCAUACCUCAAACCUAUAAGGUAUGGGGUUUAGAAACCCAUGGGGGUAGGUGGGUAUGGCUCAUACCUUACCUCUAGGUAUCAAAUAAAAGAACAUUUUUCAUUCCUAAAUGAAACCAAACACAAGGUAUUAAGUAUCAAGUUCCGAACCCAUACCACAUUGAUUUCAUUCCUAAUUCCAAACCCAUACCAUUAUAUGAACCAAACGCCCCCUCAGUAUAAUCUACGAUUUAUUAAUGUUGUGAUGUAAAAUAUUCUCUUUAAAUAAGAAGGUUAGCAAU